This is a messenger RNA of Cinara cedri, 9538 nucleotides long. The record is from the annotation of a GenBank genome assembly. Lineage: Eukaryota; Metazoa; Arthropoda; Insecta; Hemiptera; Aphididae.
GAGAGACCGGCGGACCGGCAGCGCUCGUCGGCGUACACGCAGUCGUAUAAACAUAGGUGUAUACCAUUUGCCGGGUACCGAACACGCGAGUUCACCGGACGGAAGACGGCUCCGCGGGACCACCGGGGAUGCAGUAAGUAACGAAUUACGAAUGAAAUAUUAUUUUGCCGGUGUUGUUGGUCGUAGGGUUUGACGUGGGUGUCGAUUUUCGAUUUGCCCCGCGAGAGACGAGAGAUACGGUAUUUCAUUUAUAAACGAGCGAGAACCCUUUAGAACAAUAGCACUGCAGUGGUGAUAAUAGAUUAUGGUGCCGGUACAGAUUAGAUGUUCGAUAUUAGUUAGAAAAAAAAACAACCGAGCUCAUUAUACUGCUGACGUGUAUGCGACUGUUGUAAUCUGAAAGACAGGACGUCAUAAAGUUGUUUAUAUCUGUGUUAUGUUAACUAUUCUGAGCGAAAUACGGUUUAAACACGUUUUAAUGUUCCGUGAUAUUUACGAUUUCCGUUAAAACUUAAAUUUUUAACGAGUGUAAAAAAAAAAAAAAAAAACUAUGCUACAUAACGCUCAAAUAUUUUUACCACUCAGUACAACUUACGGUGAACCUCGUGUAAAAUGUUCAACUAUUUAUGUUCGGCCAAAACAAUAAUAUCCGUAAAAAACCAAAUAAUAACUCAAAAAUUGCCAAAACGCUUUGAAUACCGUGUCUAGAAAAUUCUAAUAUACGUAUUGUGUGAAAAUUUCAAAUCUCUACGACUAUUUUUAACCGAAUUACAGAAAAUCAAAGAUGAUAAAAUUGUUAUAGCCGAAAAACGAAAACGUUUGCGUCUUUUUUAAAUAUGAAAAAAAACCACCUAAAUUUUCUAAAUUUGCUAUCAGUUGACAUUUAACUAAAAAUGCAUAUGUUUAUCCCAAGAAUAAAAUGUUUUAUUUUAUUAAUUUACAUUAUUACUUCAUUAGUAUGAUAAAUAUAAAAUCUCCGGACAAUACGAUAUUUCCAUUGAACAUGUUUUAUGUGAGCAGAAAUCAUGAUUGUAUACAAAUCGUUGACACUGUUGAUGCGUGAGCCACUGUUUUAGGAGGGCGCUUAAAACGGAGGUUACAUAGCGUAUUUUCAUUUAGAUGUGUACGAAACGGUAAACCAUCGAUAACGGAAAACGAUUCUGAACGGAGUAUUAUCUAUUAGUGACAUUGUUUUCUUUGUUGCCAAGAUAACCCAGAUAUCAACGAAAACUAUACGGAAAAUUGUAAUUUUUCCAAUUUAUUAUUAAUAAAACUACAAUAAAAAUCCAAAUAUGACUUUCCCGAAUGCGUCAAUCGGAUCGAAAAUAAAGUAAGUAACAGUUUCUAUACGAUUUCCGAAUAGCGCAAGAUUUCCAGUAGAAAAGUUGUUGCAGACGCAUAAAAAAAAAAAAAAAAAAAAAGUAAUAAGUAAUAAAACCAAUACGUUCCACGUUUCCCUCGGAAUCUUUUACCCAACUUAUAUUGGUUUAUUAUUGAAAAAAUUGCACUUACAACGUUAUCGCUGUGUACAUUUGUUUGCAGUGUGUUUCCGACAGUAUAUAUUUCGUUUUUUUUUUUUUUUUUUUCAACAUUCAUGCAUCUCGGCGGUUUUGUCGAGGACUUUUUAAUUUACGUUCACUAUGUAUACAUAAUGGCAAGGAAUAGGCAGGGCCCACGGCCUUGUUCGUACUCGAAAAUAAUGCGAAGCAAACGUUUUAUUAAACGAGACACCGUUGUAAAUGAAUAAAUAACAAGGCGGGAUCGUUCUGUACUUUACUGGAAUCGAAAACGAACGGAACGCGCGACCGUCCGAUUGAAAUUUCACACACCGUGUACGGGUUACGCAACACAGGUACUCUCGCCAUGUUCGGAUAAUAUUACAUAUAUUUCGCCUAGGAAUUUUUUUUUUUAUUUUUUUUAUUACUCUCAACUCUGACUUGACGAUAAUUGCCCGCCUACCACCGCGUGAUUCUUUACACGUAUUUAUGGACAUCGCGACGGUAGGUGGUCGACACGUUCGCGGCGACGGCCCGUUAAGAAAAUAUGUCGGUCGGUUUUUUAUCGCAUUACCGUCAGACGCGCGCCCGUGCCGACACACUAAUCCGAAUUUGGUAACGAAUUUCUACGGGACAACUCGAAUCCGGCAAUUAACGCAAAAUCGAUUACGCGUCCAAUUUGCACGCUUUACUACAGGCGUACCGAAACAAGAUUAAAUGAACGAUCAACCGCAUUCGCGAUAUUAUCCUUGUCGAACCGCGCUGGAAUUGUUUUCAAUAAAAUGUCUAAAGUUCAAACCGCACACCAACACUGACUAUCCGGUCACAUUGGUCUACUCUAUGGGCGCCCGCAGGAAAUUUAUCAGGGAGGGACAUAAUAGUAUCGAACAAAAAGCACUCAAAAUGAAAUUGUAUUUGAAACUUUCAAGUCCACGGGGACAAAUGCCCCGUUUUUCUGUCCCUCCCCCUCCGGGCGCCCAUGGUCCCCUCCGUUUUACAAUCUGAGCAAAGCGGAACACGGUGUAUUGGGUUUACAAUCGGAACAACAUUUCUACCGAAAAUCUAUAAUCAACUAAUGACAAGAGCAGAUUCUUUGUUGCGUUUUGCAUCGAGAAGGUCAUUUUUUUGAUUUUCCUCGCAACAAAAUUGGAGGAAAAUCGUUUUCGAGAUUUUAUUGGCAUUUAUUUAAUUUCGUGUGAACAAAAUUGUUUGGCCGAACAGUAACGUCUGACGAUUUAACACGAGAAAAAUUUUAUCACUGAUAUUUGAUUAUAAAUCAAAGUAUUUAAAAUCAAUGUUUUUACUUAGUAACUGAAAAAAAAAACAAAGUUGAACUUGAUGUAGUUUUUUUAAUAGCUUUUUAAGUUCAUAUUUUGAAGACAAUCGUAAAAAUCACGGAAUAUCAAAACACGUUUCACCGAACGUUUAUAAAUAAAUGACUAAUUUAUGUUUCUGGUAUUAGGUUUUAUGAUGUUAUAAAAAUAAUUCCACCAAUAGAGCGCGGCACUGCGCCCGUUCUGAUUUAUUUUCCUUAAUAAAAGCAUAAUAUUGUGUUCCAACCAUAGACAUUAAUUAUUAAUUCAUAUACGGUGGAUUAAUCCACCUUGAAUACAUAUAUUAAUUCGUGGUCCUAACCGUAGAAUAUAGCCAAUAUGGUUCCAACUUGCUGACCUAAUAUUACAGAGAAAAGAGACGUUAAAAUUGACCAUAUUACCCGCAUCCUUCCUGGAUAAUCUGUGUAUGGUCUUUGUUUAUAGAUAAUAAUAUUAUCUACAAACUAUGGUUAGUGGUAACAUACAUAUCAGUAAUACCACGAAAUUUAUUUUCACUUUCAAAAUAUUGAUAAUGUAACGUUUUUGUUUUUGUUUCAAUUUGAAAACUUGUUGACUUUUAACAAUAGUUUAAAAAAAUAAUGUUAUCGUUAAAUUUCGGAAAUUUUUCCCUUAAAAAAUGUUUGUUAGACUUGUACAUUUAUUAGUAUUAUUUAGUUACAUGGAAGUUACCUACCUUUUAUUUUUAUUAUUAUUUUUUAACUAACGAUUUAAUAACUAUGCAAAAUCUAGUGUAUUUGUAAAUUGUAAAUUAUUUAGUUACCUAUCUAGUUUUUAACCUGUUGAAGGUAAAAUGUUUUAAAAUUUUAUUAAAGACAAUUAACCAUAAUACCCAAGUACCUAAAAGUUUUAUGGAAGUUUAUUAGAAAUCUUCAUUCUUAUUUUCAGGUACUUUGCAAUUUUUUUUUUUUUGAUUUUUAAAUUAAUAAAUUGUUUAAUUAAUUAAUUAUAUUUAUAUUAUAAAGGGUAUUUUAGCAUUUUAAAUGUUAUAACAACUGCUUGAUGAUGGCUGUGUUAAGUAUAGCUUAGUCAUCAUAAUAAAAAUAAUAAACAUUUCAACACCAUGGAAACAAAUAGUGACACAACAUAAUUAUAUACGUGGUGGGCAAGUGCUACAAAGUGGGGAUUAUUAAAAACACGUGAAACACCUUUAAAAUAAACAAUUAUAAUACUAAAUAUUACGCAGAUAUUUGUGUACAAAUUUAUGAUAAAUGUUAAAUAUUUGGUUGUGUAUAAUGUGUGAAUCAUUAUUAUUAAUUGUAUCUGUUGUUAAAUCAGUAAGGGUAGUUUAUGAGGAAAAUUAAGAAAUAAUAAGGAAUUGUGUGUAAAAAAAAAAAAAUAAUAAAAAAAUCAAUAUCUUUGUAGCUAUGUAUAGUAAAAUUGUUUUUUCUAUAUUUAUUCAACACAAUAGAGCUUAGUAACAAUUAUAGGUAUAGUAGAUGCAUAAUAUUAUUAAAUUGGCCAUACAUUAUUAUUUUAAUCGAUUACAAAUUAUUAUUUUUUUCUUCUAGAAUCUGAUUGUACGUGAUUUGUCGUCUACUACAGUUGUGAAAUUUGUUUAAAAACAAGAAAUAAUAAUGAGUCAUAAAAGCAAUAAUCGUCGUGCAAACCAAGCACAGGUAUAUGAAGCAUUGCAUAAAAAACGUACAGCCGAGUAUGAAGCUAGAGAACAAUGGGCUGGUGUAACACAGUAUUUUAAAACAUGGGAAAACAAUUCAAACAAGUUCACCAAUUGGACUUCUCCACAGUAUUACAAAAAAAGGUAAUUUAAUCUGUAGUUUUCCUGUAGAUACCUCAAAUCAAAUUAUUAAUGAUUAUCGACUAAGUCAGUUUAAUACAGAGAAAUUGUUACCUAAGUAUGUGUAACAAAAUCCAAUUAAAUGUUCAUUAUGUAAAGUUGAAUGCUCUGUUCAUUAUAAUAUUAUGUGUGUUCACAGUGCCGAGUUACAGUUGGAAAUUCAGAGGCGAGAGCAGAGAAGACUUGAGGAAGAACAAGAAGAAUGGGAAAAGUGGCAGAAAAAAAUUAGAGAUAGACAGCGUGAAGAUGAAGAAUUUAAAGUAAUUACCUAUGAUACAUUUUUGCUGAAUCUAACAUGUAUAAAAUCAUAAUUUUCUAUUUAAAUAUAUCACAUUUCAUAUUAAUAUAUAGUGCAUUUAUAACAUGUAUAACGAAGUUAACUAUAUCGGAUUUUGAUUUUUUGUUUAUCAUGUAGAAAGGGCAGAUGAAAAAGAAGCCUAUUUCGUUGUCAAGACCGAAUUCUGCGGGACAGCAGCAGACACAGCCCUCCGAAGAGAUGGCUAUGGAAUUGAAACGUAAACAAGAUGCAGUUAUGAAUCGGGAGAUCGAGUUGAGACUUCAUGCUCAAUCUAAAUCUUGCGAUCCCAAACAAGCCAAACAAGUAAGAAUCUAUACAGAGUGGUAUGUCAAACAGGGGGGAGGGGCCAAUGGAGCCGUGGCCCAUCCACUGUAGGAUGAACACUCAAUUAUUUAAAUCACAGAACACAGAUUUAGGAUUUACAUUUUAAAUACACAAUUUUUUUAUGUUUUAUUAUCUUUGAUUAUCUUGAUAUCUACUUUUUGAUUAGUAAAUUUUCAUUAGGUAUCAACAUUUUUCUGUCCUAAUUUGAAAUUUAAAAUUCUUAUCCAUGGGCUUAUUAAAUAAAAUCUAUGAUAAAAAUAAUUUUUUUUUUGUUUUUUCCCCCGAGAAAUAUUUCUGUAGGCGGCCUUGAUGUCAAAUGAACAUUAUAUUUUAAAAUUACACUACCAUUUUAUAAUAUAGACAUUUGAUAGAGAGCCCACAAUGCAUUGGUUUCAUAAUUUCCCCAAAAUUGUAAAUUUUUUAGACAAGUAUAAUGGUUUUACUUCCUGAGACUCAUAUAAUAAGGUAGAAAGUGGUAGUUAUAUAAUUAUUAGGAUCGUGAGAAAAUAUUAUUAAAAAUUUCUUUUUUCUGUUUUUUAAUAUAUUUUUAGUGAGAAUUAAAAUGCUGCCACUUGUAUAAUGGCACAAUGGGUAUUUAUUAUUAUUAGAAAUAUUUUUAGAGGAGACCACAAUAUUUUAAAUGUUUGUUAAAAAUGAUUAAUAAUAACAAAAGAUAAAUGAAAAUUUCUUGAAAAUUGUAAUAUCUCAUUAUUAUUAUUUAAUUUGCUAGUACGAAAUGCGAGUGCGUCAACGGUCAUCAGAGUCAUCGUGGGAUGACCGGAUGGAAGAAAGGAAGUCUGCAGACCAAAAACGACAGGAACAGUCAAAAAACGAACAACGGUUGUCUGAAGAAAGUUUAAUGGCUGAAAGAACCGUCGAAGAAGACAAACAGCGAAGCAGACAGAAUAGAGCAACCGAACUGAAAAAUGAGCUUGUUGGCCAAGUAGCUGAGUUGAAGUAAGUUACUUAGCAAUAGCAGAUUUUCUAUAUUCCAUGCAUUGAGGGAUAAGUGUCAGAUAAAAAAAAAAAAAAGAAACUUAAUGUUUUAUCACAAUAUUUAGAGUACAAUAAUAACAUUGCAGAUAUGACAUUUCUGAAUAAUGGCUAUGGCAGUAUAAUAUGUUUUAUGUUUUAAUUUAUAGAAUGCGUUCAGACCGGUGUGAAGAGCUAAAGAAGAUUGAGUCUAAAUAUUUGGUGCUGCAGAGUCAAAUUGAAAAUAUUGAACAUAGAAAUGAUGAAUUAGAUGGAAGAAAAAAACACAAUUUAUCAAGGUAUUAAAAUAAUAUUGAAAAAACUGAAAGUAUUUGAUUAAUAACUUAUUAAAUCAGUUUAAAAAAUUGUAAUUAUAAUAUUUAGAAACUUCAUUUGAUACUAAAAAGUUAAGUGGCUUACAAAGUUUUCUUCACAAACCAUAACUGACUAUAGUUAUUUUAUUUCACAUUUAGUGACUGUAGGUACCACUACAUGCAAUGUUUGUGAUUAUAAUAAUAAUAAAUUGAAAUGUUAUUACCCUUUUAUUCUUGAAAUUUACUUUUUCAUUUAAUUAAAAAAAUCACAUUGUACUAUUUACAAAACAUAGGUAUUUUUGAAAUAUUAUGGGCUAAUAAUAAAUUAUUUGUUUACAUAAAUAAAAAAUUAUAAUGUUUUAAGGUCCAAGGUGCUGCGGCAGUACCUGACCAUGUUGAAGCAGAGGUCCAAAGAAAUGGUGGAGUUCUUGCGAGAAGAUCAAAAACUUUUAGAUGACCUUAACACCGUAAUUCACCAUUCAAAUGUAACCGUUGAUCUUGACUUAAAUGGCAAAGUAAAUGAGCUUAAAGAUUUAUUUAGUCAGUAUGAAGAUGACGAAAAUCAGCGGCUAUACCUCAUGGAGUUUAUGUUUGAGUAUGUGGAACUUUUGCUCAAAAGUGCACUGUUGUCUGUAGUGAGAAUAUUUAUGUUUUGAUUUUUUUUCUAGAGAAGAAGCUAGAAACAUAUGGCGGUCACACGAAGAACGGUGGAAAAGUGAAUAUGUUGUCCGCAAAACAAAAGUGGGAGAAUUAUUUACUUUGAUAAAAACUCAAGUCAGUACUAGAAUAUAUGCAAAAUAUCUUGUUGAAUUACUCUUGGGAAAUGUUUGAUAUUAAAUAAUCCUUAAAAGUCACUUUUAUUUUACUGCUAUUUCUAUAGGAUUAUUUUUGUUUUUAACUUUUAUAACUCUAGUAACACAUAUUUUAUACUUCAACAAUUUUUUUUUCAGUUGGAAAAUCAAAUUGACAAGGGUUUAAAUGAACAGCGCAAAUUAAUUGGCGAACGAGAAGAAUUGAUUGGCGAUAUAGAAAAGGGAAAUGACGAACUGAAAACGUUAGAAAUUGAGAUAAAUGAAUUUUACAAACAACACCCCGAAUAUAAUAACAAUGAUCAUUCAUCGGUAUAUUUUUGUUUAGUCAUUUGAUAUCUUUUGUUAUGCACUUGACAUUAAUAUUUUUUUCGAAUUUUAACAGGACUCUAAAAACUAUCAAAAAAUUGAAAACAAUGCAAUGAAAAUAGCAGACCGCGAACACAAAUUGUUGAACGAUAUGGCCUAUUUGAACUUAUUGGAUGAUUCCAAAUUGACAGUGAGUAUAUUAUUAAUACACAAGGCAAUUUAAUUAAACACAAAACAGUAGUUUAAUGAUUUUUAUUAUACAUUUAUUGUAAUGAAAUUAAAACAUAUUUUAGCUUAAAAACAUAAACCACUCAAAUUUGGUACAGAAAAUAUUUCUGAAAAUUGUUUACCCAUAGUGUGAGUUCUAUAAAGGAGGUUAGACAUAUAAACAAGAAAAGUAAGAAAAAUAUUAACCAUAUUGAACAGAAGAUUUACCCAAAAUCAGACACUAUUGUGACUAUUAAAUUUUAAAUUUCAUGUUUCACUUAAAAAAAGAAAUUUAUUUAUUAAUUUAAUAAAUAAUAUCUCAAAUAAAUGAUUACUAUUAAAUGUAUGUGACAAAUUUUAAUUUUGCAUAUCAAACAAAACAGUCAAUUGCGAAACAGUUUAAGUGUUAUGUAGAACCAAUAUCCUUGAAUUGUACUAGAAACUAUGAUUCCAAUCAGUUCAAGUAGGCCUGCCUUUAAAAGUUUUCAUAUUAUUAGAAAUAUUUGUCAUUAUAAUAAAUUUCCAUAAACCAUUAUGUGCACUUGUUCUACAUGCACUAUUUUAUUUCCAUAAGAUUUUAUGCAAUAUGAAGUUUUUAGAAACCAUGUAUGGUGUCAAAAGUAUGUAUUACAUGGGCCUAUGGAAAUAACUCUAAUACUAUAUAUGGAAUAAUUAUAGGUAUAUUACAUCACAGGAUUACUAAGAUUCAUAAACACUACAUUAAAUACAACUCAAAAUAUUUAGUGUCUUAUAUUAUAAAAUAAUAUUGCAAAUAAAUUAAGAUUAGUAAUAUUAUUAUUAUUAUUAUCUAAUUGUUUUAGGAUCAUCGGCGGAAAAAAUCAGUCUGGUAAACCGUAAUUUUGGUUUCCUCAUUACAUCAAGUAAUUUAGCAUUGCUACAACAAUUUGUGUUUUAGUUUUAUAGAAUUAUUUUUAAUUUUAAUAUGUAAUUCAGAAUAAUAACACAAACAUUUUCAUGUCAAUUUUACCAUUUUAUUACUUUUAAUACCGUCCAACAAUUUAUUCUUUAAUAUUAUUAUUAUUAUUUUGAUUGGUUUAUUUCUAAGUUUUUAUUGUGCAAUUGAUUUUUAUACUCAUUUUACUAACUUUUAUUAAUGUUGUACAAUUUAUAAUAUCUAUUGAUUUGUAAUAUGUUAUUUGACAACAAAAUGUAUUAACUAUAAAUGUAAACAUAAAACAUAAAAUUAAUGCAAUUUUAUUAACAAUUAUAAAUUUAUAUGUUUUAUAUUCUAAUCUAUUUCUUAUUAUAAUAAUAAUAUGAGUUACUUAAUUAAUUGAAUGGCAGUGGAUUAAUCCUAUUGAGAAUCCUUGAGACUAAAAAUGAAUUGCUUUUUGACCCUUUUUUUAAAAAAUGUAUUUAGCAACUAAUAUUCACAAUAAAAACCGGUAAUAAUUAAACUUAAAAACAAUUAUAGAAAUCUUUAAACCACAGUCUUUGUAAGAGAUGACAAGUAAUAAUAUUAACAACAAAUUAAAAUUAUCCUUACAUAAUAUGUUUAUUUAAUAAACAUCUGAGUAUAGUGAAUGAUUUCGAAGCCAACCUCAACCAUGAUCAACACAAUGAUCAUCCAUUCUAAUCUGAUGUGAUGUUUGUCACUAAGAUGGUGUGAUAGGAGCUCAACUAGUUCCAAGCAAUGGUUUAUUUUUAGGUUCAUUGUCU